Closterium sp. NIES-67 is the source of this 3521-nucleotide messenger RNA. NCBI's taxonomy places the organism in Eukaryota, Viridiplantae, Streptophyta, Zygnematophyceae, Desmidiales, Closteriaceae. The record is from the annotation of a GenBank genome assembly.
UUUCGUUUUUUCGUUUCUCUGUUCUCUCUGCUCUGGAAUUCUGCUCUAUUAUCAGGCAAAGUUUUCCUCAGCCCUACAUGCCAAGCAACGCCGGCCCGUUUCAUGGUAGUCGAAUAGAUUAGUGCAGUCGGACUAGGCGAAGGCGAUCUUCCUGUAGUCAGGGUUCGUGUGCGUGCGACACGUUCUAGUGCGUCGUCAUUCUCAGCUUUCCGUUUUCGCCAGAGCGCUUCGAGUAUUCUACCGAAUCCGCCUCUGAAUCCUUCCUAAGUAAAAUUUAGGUUUCUUUUCACGCUCAUCCCGAGCUGGCCACGCCUUGGUGUAGAGCUCAACUGGGUGUUACGAUUUACCGGGUGUCGUCAUUGGCAGGGGGUUGGGAUUAACCAGGUGUGUUGGGGCUGACGGGGGGUUGAGAUGGGGAAGUUAGGGAAGGCGAAGGCCAAGGCGAAGGUGUCAGAGCAGCCGCUUAAAUACGUCGGUACGACGGACCCGAUCGCUGCAGCGAGGCACGUCAAGUGGGCGCGAGUGGCGUUCUUCGUCGCUAUCGGAAUCGAUAUUGCCUUCACCCUAGCUCUGCAUUAUUCUCUCCACAACGCCGUCUGGACCCCCGAUUUAAGCUCCUUCAGCGAAUUCGUUGAAAGCCUCCUCAGCUUCAAGUCAGACUCCCUCGAUCUUAUCCUGAUCGCAAUAAUCAGGGCAAUCUCUCUGUCAAUCCUAUCAGAAAUAGCCGCUCGGUACGCGUGGCAGGAAGGCUGGGAGCUAGAAAUCCCUAGGAAGGAAGAGAAGGGGAAGGGAGGAGGGGGGUCAGGAGGAGCCAAUGCAGCAAGGAGAGGGUCUCAGGAUAUAAACGGGGGGUUGACUGCUCCGCUCCUGGUGCGUGGGACACCGAUGGAGAAGGACAAAAAAGAAGGGGAAAGAGAGGAGGAGGAUGAGGAGGAGGAGAAGAAGCACGAGGUGAUAUCGUGGAAGAAGGAUGAGGAGGACCAGGGCUUUAAGGAGUGGAUGAGCAACGUGUCAGCUAAGGACGUGACCGUCUUCGCCUCCUUCCUCCUCUGCACCUUCUUCCAGGUGUACGUGGGCGCCAAGUGCGUCAACUUCGCCUUCCCCAACGAGUUGCUCCAAGGAUGGCUCAUGGGGUCGGCCAUCCUCUGGAUCAACGCCGAGUCAACGCUCCUGGGGAACCUCUCCGAGUCCAGUGGCGUGCUGGGGCGGGCACUGGCGCUAAGGGAGAAGAAGGCGGAGCACGCAGCACAUGCACAUGCACACGGGCUCGGGCACGUGCAUGGGGCGAGGAGGAGGUCGUCUGAGGGAGAAAAUGGAGCCGGAGUGGAAGUGACUACCUCUGCUGGCGGCUCACACGGCGUUACCAGCAAACCUCGACCCAGCAACGCCAGUCACCAGGGGGAGCACGAGGAAGUGUUAGACGAAAAUGCCCUAAGAGGAGACAAGGGCAUCCGAGUGGAGAAGGUGCUCACCCCCCGGCAGUACCUCAUGCGCUCCAUCGGCCUGGCUUACAAGGAGCUGCCGCUUAUAGUCACCGGCUUCACGUGCCUUGCUGUCACGUCCGGGGCAGGGCUGCUCAUCCCCACCUACCAGGGUCGGAUCGUCGACGACGUGAAAGACGCCCACGUCGACAAAGCCAAGUUCCAUCAAGAUGUGAUCGCCAUGGCGCUGUGUUCCCUCGUGACCGGCAUCUUCGGCGGGCUGCGGGGGCUCUGCUUCUCCGUGGUCGGGAAACGGGUGCUUAAGACCCUCCAGGACAAGCUGUUCGAGGGGGUGAUCAUUCAAGACAUCGCCUACUUCGACUCCACCACCACCGGGGAGCUCACCUCCAGGCUGACCAACGAUGUGGCGGCAAUGUCAGAGCCUAUCAACUGGCAGCUGUCGGCGCUGGUGCGCAACAUGGCGUCGCUGGUGGGCGGCGUGCUGCUGUGCUUUGUGACCUCGUGGAAGCUGAGCAUUCUGGCGUUUACCACCAUGGCGCCAAUCCUGCACAUUACGGCUGUGUACUCGCGCUGGUCUAGGGACCUCAACAGGAAGCGAUAUGCGGUACUGGCUGAGGCCAACAGCGCGGCGUCAGAGGCACUGAGCAACAUCCGCACGGUACGGGCGUUCUCCACAGAGACGGUGGAGCGGGACCGGUACGAGAGCAAGACCAUGGCCGCCAUGGCCAAGGGCGUGAGGGACGCCCUCGCUUACUCGGGCGCCGUCGCCAUCAACAACUGGCUCGACCUGGGGGCCUCCGUGCUCAUCCUCUGGUACGGCGGAGUGCUGGUGAUGGAGGGGCACAUGCGGCUGGGGCAGCUGAUCGCCUUCCAGCUCUACUGGAACCUGAUCCAGUCCGGCUACCAGAGCAUCAUGUCAGUCCUCAUGUCGCUCACCAAGGCCUCUGGCGCUGCACAGCGCGUGCUGUCCCUCAUCGACUCGCUGCCGGAUAUUGACCCAGAUGCCGGCACCAAGGUGUCCACGCUGCAGGGCUCCAUCCGCAUGGAGGACGUGCACUUCCACUACCAGAUGCGCCCAGACCACCCAGUUCUCAAAGGUGUAUCCCUGCAUGUCGACCCCGGUCAGGUGUGCGCCCUGGUGGGUCGCAGCGGCGGCGGCAAGUCCACAGUCGUGCAUCUUCUCAUGCGCUUCUACGACCCCGUGCACGGCCGCAUCGUGAUGGAUGGACGAGAUCUGCGCGAGCUGAAUCUACGGUCCGUGCACGCGCACAUGGGGCUGGUGGCGCAGGACACGCAGAUGUGGGCGUGCAGCAUUGAGGAGAACAUCGCUUAUGGGCUGCCGACUUACACCAGGGCUGAAGUGGAAGAGGCUGCCAAGCACGCCAACGCACAUGACUUCAUCACCAAGUUCCCUGAGGGCUAUGCCACUCGCGUGGGGGAGAGGGGAGUUCGGCUGUCAGGCGGCCAAAGGCAGCGCAUUGCCAUUGCUCGCAUGUUGCUGCGCCGUCCGCGAGUGCUCCUAUUGGACGAGGCCACGUCAGCACUGGACGCAGAGAGCGAGGCGCUGGUGCAGGGAGCUUUGGACCGGCUGAUAGCGGAGGGUGGGCGCACCAUCGUGCUGGUGGCACACCGGCUGUCGACUGUGCGGAAUGCCAACAGCAUCUGCGUGCUGGAAGGGGGGCGCGUGGCUGAGAACGGCACGCACGAGCAGCUGCUGCAAAUACCUAAUGGGGUGUAUGAGAGGCUGGUGAGGAGGCAGCUAAGCAAGGCAGCCAACACCCUUGGAGGUAUCGAGUCGUCAGCAGCCGCAGCUGACAAGCACGAUCGUAUCGAUACUCUGAUAGAGGAAGUGCACUGAGGUGCAUGAGUUCCCUCCCGCAUUGUAUCUGCUCGUUGUUACCGGCAACAUCAUACAAGAGUAGAGUUUAAGAAAAACUACUCAGUUGUAGUAGUUCGUUCGUUCGCACGGCGCAUGUUGAAAGACAGUUAACAUUCAGGGGUGCACAACCAUAUGUGUUGCAAAGGGGUUCCCAAUCUCAGAUCAGAUCAGAGUGUUUCGACUAAAUGUCCAAACAGGAU